AUGGUGGCCGCCGUGCAGAAGCUGCAACUUGGCGAGAAGGUGGCCGGCUGGGAGGUGGUGAAGAAGUUGGGCGAGGGCGGCUUCGGCGCCGUCUACAAGGUGAAACAUCCAUCUGGUCGUGAGAGUGCGAUGAAAAUCGAGGCGUGCUCGGCGACGAUUCGACCCAUGAAGAUGGAGGUGGUCGUCUUGCAGACCGCAAAAAAGGCGCGCGCGACCCACUUCUGCGAGCUGCUCGACGCCGGCAAAUGGGACACGUUCAACUUUUUGGUGAUGACACUCGUCGGACCAUCGCUCCAUGACCUCCGAAAAGCCAAGCCGAAAGGCCGCCAAAUGCUGUCGCUGGGCUGUGCGAUUUCGGUGUCGAUCCAAUGUCUCAAGGCCAUCCAGCAAAUGCACGGUUUCGAGUACCUUCACCGCGACAUAAAACCUCCAAAUUUUGCCGUUGGGCUCGAAGACCCGAAAAAGAUUGUGAUGCUGGACUUUGGAAUGGCGCGGAAAUUCACGGAACCGGGAGGGCAGAUACGCGAGCCCCGACAGGUGGCCGCUUUUCGCGGUACUGGAAGAUACGCACCGCUGUCGGCCCACCUGUUAAUGGAGCAGUGCCGGAAGGACGAUCUGGAGAUGUGGCUCUACUUGGCUAUCGAGAUGACGACGAACGGGCUGCCGUGGAAGCACCUCUCUGCGGACGAGGAGAUUUUAGUCAUGAAAAACGAGGCCCGAACGGAUGGAAAGAUGGCCAUCCUAUUUGGGGGAUGCCCACGCGAAUAUGUGGUGCUCAUGAAAUAUAUCGAUCAGCUGCAAUACCGUGACCUUCCCCACUACGAACAAAUGGUUGGCAUGUUGCGAAAGGCCGUCGAGAAGAAUGGCUGCCAGGAAUAUCCAUGGGAUUGGCAGCCCGAGAGCAAGCAUUUCGCCGAGAUCAAGCUCGAUCAGCCUCCCGGGAAAUCGGCCGAGCCGGCAGCAGCUGCAAGUCCCGAUAAGAAGACGCCGAGUCGAGAGAAA
Molecule: messenger RNA, 1002 nt
Organism: Mesorhabditis spiculigera
Lineage: Eukaryota; Metazoa; Nematoda; Chromadorea; Rhabditida; Rhabditidae
Source: the annotation of a GenBank genome assembly